CACACUUUUAAAGCCGAAAAUUAUUCUCACCGCGUAAAAACAUAACAAUAAUUCGCUCACAUUUUUGCAAAGCUGCUGAAAUAAUGACAAGCAUCACCUUUGCAAAGCUUUUUACGAAUAUUCUUAGAUCCCACUAGGGGAAGACAAAAAAAAAAGGAAAUUCCCUUUUUCGUAAAACUAUUAUUUUUCACCAUUUUGCAAUUGCUCAAACAGGGGACGGUUUCAAUUAGGGGGACCCAGGAGCACUCCCCCGCCGAUGCUCCCACAUUGGCGUUUGCCACUGCUAAUUGGUCACCCGGGCAGUGACAAGGGCAUAUUUGCUACAGCAUUCUUGGGUGAAAAAUAGAGUACCCACUUUUUUUGCGAAAUUGCCCCUCACGGCAUCCAUAGAUGUGACUGAUUUGGAGGAAGACCCUAUGCGUAUGACAUGCACGCACCCCCAUCCUCAGUAAUAACCUUAUUUUGACGCGCACAAUUAAAUGAGACGACACAAUGAAAGGACCAUCAACGCGAGGAUCCAGAGGGAGCAAAAGAACGAAUACGCUCGAGAAAGAAUACAAAACGGUUUGAAGCUAGACACCUACAGCAAAAUACAAGGAAUAUCCAUAGACAAAGCAGACGCAGCGCAAACGAAGAAGCAACAAGAGGAGUCUUUCAAGAGAGAAAACGAAACGGAAGAAAGUCAACUGCACAAAAAAGGCAACAAUUCCAAUGGAGGGGAUGAACAGGAAUAUUUCACAUCACUACAAUUUGACAGCGAGAAAAUUAAAGAAAAUCGAUUGAAACAAUGUGAAUUACUAAAUGAAAAGCAAAAAAAAGAAAAAGAAAUAGCAGAUGAAGAGCUGAGACAAAAAGCCGUAGAACAAGCAUUACAAAAUGAUGAAGGAUAUAAACAAUUGAAAGGGAAAUUAGAAGAAUUAGCCACGUUAAAGGUGAGGGAGAAUCAAAUCCGGGAUGCUAAAUUUUGCAAAAUAAAAGAAACAGAACAGGAAAUAAAACGAACUGAAAGACAAAGGGAAGAAUUACUCAAAAAAGAAGACCUGGAAGAAGAAAAAAAAAAAAAAUUAAAUUAUGAAAAAGUGAUGGAAACCAAAAUGGAGCUACAACAACAAAUACAAGAAAAUAUGAACAAGAAGAAAAAUAAAUUUUAUGGAAACGUACAAGAAAGAAACAACAUCGAAAAUGUAGUUAAAAAUUACAAUGAAGAGGAAAAAAAAAAAAAGGAAGAAGAAUUGCAAAAGCAGAAGAAGCUACUAAGGGAAUUCCAAGAACAAAUUGAAUUGAAAAAUAAAAAAAAACAACUGGAAAAACAAAAAGAAUUAGAGGAGGAACUAAAGAAUCAAGAAUAUAUCAAACAGAAGGAAGAAAAAAUGAAAAACCUACAAAAAAAAAAACAAGAAAAAUGUCUAGAGAAACAAAGAGUUGUCAACGAACUGGCACAUAAAGAAUAUCUCAUAAGCAAAGAAAAAGAAACUCUAGAUGAGCUGCUAAAUAAAGUGUACAUUGAAGAACACGACUUUAAGGAAAAACAAAAAGAAAUCAAAGAAAAUGAAAAAAAAUUACAACUCAAAAAUGAAAUGCUCAAACAACUCGAAAUUGACAUCCAAUUGAAGGAACAAAAAAGACAAAAGGAAAAAGAAGACGACGAAAAAAGAAAAAUUGAACUUCUUGAAGAAAAAAAAAAAUUAGAUAAAAUUGAUCAAUACACUGAUAAAAAAAGGAAAGAAAAAUUAUUACAAUAUAGGAAAGAAAUAUACGAAACUUUCCAACAGAAAAAAGACGCUGUCAAAAAUGAGCGCUUACAGGAAGAAAUCGAAAAGAAGAAACUUCUCGAGGAGCAGAAGCAGUACGAGGAACUCAUAAACAAGGAGAAGAUGAAGCUCCUUCAGAAAUACAGCAAAGACAUUUUGGAAAACCUCCCUGAAGAUGUCUACGACAUCUUGAAAAAGAAGAACAUCAUUACGUAG
Plasmodium vivax (malaria parasite P. vivax) is the source of this 1967-nucleotide messenger RNA. RefSeq lists its product as hypothetical. Bases 480 to 1967 code for a protein of 495 amino acids. The record is from RefSeq and is a predicted model, not a curated record. The transcript has a single exon. NCBI's taxonomy places the organism in Eukaryota, Apicomplexa, Aconoidasida, Haemosporida, Plasmodiidae.